UGCUGUGUUGGUAGUAAUCAUCGUGCACCAGUGAGAAUACUUAUAAUAAGAAAUAUCAUCAUUUGCAUCGUACGCGUUAACGAUAUACAAUAUACAGAGUGACUUAAACAUUAUUAACUCAAUAAGACAAAUAAUAUUACAACGCUUUCUGUAAAAAUAUUAACUAUCAGAAAUGGCUGAAAAGGAAAUCGUUUUAGACAAACAAUUGCUCGAUUAUCUACGAACAUACGUAAAAAGUAUAAACUUGGAAGCUCCCGAAUUUUAUGUAACCAGAGCUUGCAAUAAGGGUGACAAUUUCGCUGGACUUGUUUAUUGUGUGAGAAUCGAAGGUAUUGAAAAUGGCAAGUCCAAAAGUAUUCACGUUAUUUUAAAGACACCAAAUCUCGAAUCACAAAAUCAUGUGCAGUUUAUGAGUUUAUUUCACAGACGUGAAGUAUUCUUCUAUCGAGAAGUAUUGCCUAUUUUCAAGAAAACUUUGAAAAAACAUGGUGGAAUCGCAGAUUUAUUUCCCACGUUUCACGGUGCUAAUGAGGAAUCCGAAAAAGAUGUAUUGAUACUAGGAAAUCUAACGCUUGAAGGGUUCACGAUGAAGAGCUCGAGAAUCAUGGAUUACCCACACGUCUCUCUAGCACUUCGAUACUUAGGUGAAUUCCACGCGUACAGUUUUAUCACACGCGUUGCUGAUCCGAUAAGCUUCGACAAAUUGAAACAAAUGGAGGAGCCAUUAUUUUGUCGAAAAUCAAAUUUUGAGAACGAUGAAUAUAUUCAUCACAUUUGCAGUAUCGUUGGGAAGGUUUUACUAGACGAGGAGAAACAUUAUAUCGAGAGAUAUCAACAAUUCACAGAUAAUUUUAUACCUAACCUAAAGGAUGUGGUUAAUGGUAACGCCGCUGAACCCUACGCCGUUGUAAACCACGGUGAUGCUUGGACUAAUAAUAUACUUUAUAAAUACGAACAGGCAAGAGAUUUUCCGUGUGGGCGACGGAGCAUAAGAAUACCAUCAAUGUAUGGCUUGCGCGUCGUAUGAGGCGACUAAAAGAUCCUCCCAGGUGGACAGCUGCGCCCGAGAGUACUAGUGAAAGGGAAGCGCACCCGAUCAGCUCAUGGAGCGGCCGAUGCGAGUAACCCGACCCUUACAGCGCGGGGCACGCCCGCGAUCAACGAUCCACCCCGUUAGGGCUCCGGCCCAGUUGCCAGUAAGAAAAGGUGGCUCCGACUACAAACGCCCGGCCGGCUGAGACCGUAAAGAGAACUGCUUUUCCGCCAGCCCAUAGGAGUAAACCUCGAUAAAAAAAAUCAUAGGGAAGUGGUUGGAUUGGAGAGACCUCCGCUCCGAAGUGAGCAGGAAUGCUGUCCCGUCUCGGGGGAGAAGAAGAUUCCACCUUCAGUAAGCAUUGCACGCCGAUGCUUCGGCAGCCCAGCAAGAUGGGAUACCCUCGACCCGUUCGACAUGGACUAUGGUCCUUGUCGAAAGACGAGAGGAACCCACACCCACGAUUGCAUAUCGGAGGCGUAGCCUCACGGUAUGCGGGGAGUAGAGAGGUGUACCGGGCCGCUCAAACGAUUUCGAGGUUGAGGCCGGGCGACUGGAAUCCGCGGAGCUGCUCGGAUGUAUUCCGAGGUAGAGUCCACGGAUUUCUAACGAUUGGAAUGGAGUCGCGAGGGCCAAUACAUUGGCCCUCCCAUUGAGGAGGUGCCGCAUCCUGGCAACCUUGCGUCUCCCACAAACACGACCGUUGGCGGCUUGGUCCGCCGGCGCUGCUCCCGUAUAGGAAGCUGCGCACGGGAGUAUUAGGGACUUCGGGAAAUGUCGGGAUGGGUUGAGUUUCUGAGGUCCCACAGCGGUGGCAAGGCGGGCCCCAAAGAUUCCGUAAAACCACACUGGCCUAGAGGGUGGCCCGAUAAGUCACCUGGGAGGGGGGCCGCCGUUAAGCUCCCCAUAGCAAAAUAAGAUUAUAAAAGAUAGAAAGAAAAUUGCGGCAAUUUCAGAGCUAUUGCGCCGACAUGGAGGGAUUAUGGCCUCAGACCUUUCGCUUGUCGUCAACGAGCGCUGGGCCGAACGAGAAGACGACUGGCGGUGCGUCAAUGGCGGGCGCACCGGAAAUUACUGCUACCGCCGCGAGGAGAAUGGAGAAGGAGAGAGAGAAAAAGGGGGCGAGACGACGACGACGUCACCACAAGUGUCGUUGCUGUCGGAGUUAUUCUUAAAGGAGGAGUUUAUGAGGAAGAGAAGGAAAAAAGAAGAGACAGGGAAACCAUCUUAGGAGGAGCCAUCAAAAUCGGCCCCCCAGAGAGAAAAAGGAGAAGGAGGAAGAACAGGAGAAGAUAUGGUGGUCCCGAUAAAUGAGAAAUCCUCCUCUUCCUCAGAAGGGGAGGCGUUGGACUGUGAUAGUCCUCUAAAUGUUAAAGCUAUCGUGGCCCAAUUAGGAGAAAUAAUGAAGAACCUUGAGACCAACUGACACAAAGUGAAAACCUUCAGGAAGAAGAGUAAAGGCAUGGAUGGGGAUGCGCGGGUGAAGUGUAGCAAGACCCUUAGGGCCUUGUGGAAUACAGAUGCAGACAUCCACGACGAAACCCGGGAUUCGUUGAGGAUUCUGGAGGAGAAGAGGAGGAAGGAACACUGGAAAAGGGAAGCGAAUAGGAGGGUAAAAUUGGCGGAAAAGUAUGACGGAGGCAGUAGAACGCAGGGCAGAGUCAGUGGAAAGAAGGCUAAACAUAGCUGAGAGCAGGGCAGACCGCUAUAAAAUUUCCGCAUAGCAGUCUGAUAUUUAGAGACAGGCAAGUGCGGAGAAAGAAAAAAAAGGAAGAAAAGAGCAGGUGGCUCAACUUAAGCAUGAGAUAGCCCGCCUCCAAGCUGAGUUCAGCUCUCUGAAGAAGGCGAGAGAAGAAGAGAGAAUGACGGGGAGAGACCGGGCGUCAUAUCCCUUCCCGGAAGUAGCGCCUGAAAAGAAAGAUCGAACGACAUCCUCACUCAGGGAUGUCGCCCUCCCCCGAGGAUCAGGAACGCGGUCGCUAGCGGAAACGCGCGGGGUAUCCCCACCUCUGCGGGAAGGGGGAAUGGAGAACACCCAGGAGGAGGAAGAAGAGAAACAGAGGAUAGUACCAAAAGGGACCAGUUGGCCCGUCUCUGGAAAACAAGGUGAGGGCGGGGGGACCGGAGCGCGACGCCGAGUGAUCGAUCGGCGUAUCCUCCCCCUAUGGUUCCUACGCAGCGCCCAGCAGAAACGAGCCCGCCGCCGCCGAGGAUGGCGGCGGUGACUGUGAGACUAGGAAAAGGGAACCUCACCUUCACGGAGGUCCUUAGAAGAGUGAAGGGGGCAAUUCUUUUUGGAGGAGAUAGGGAGCCGGCCUUUGUUAGGAAGGUUGCAGAUGGCGGCCUCCUUAUCGGGCUGGCCGGCCCAGAGAGGGAGGCGAACGCGGAAACCCUCGCCAGAAGGCUCCGCGAAGUGGCGCUAGAGGCGAGGGUCUCCAGACUUUUGAGAGUGGAGGAAAUCCGGUCAGAAUAGACAAAUCGGUCCUGCCUUCGGAAGUCAGGGAAGCAACAAGCGAGGCCUGCGACAAGAAAAAGGUGCGUUUGGACCCCGUAAGGUGGAGCUCAAGGAUUUUGGGGGCAGCCUGGGCGCGGCUUCAGCCGUCGCUAAGGUUAGGAAGUUGUCACUCGGGUGAGCAACGGUAAAAGUGGAGUUUCCGUUCAACCAACCACCUCAGUGCUUUAGAUGUUUGGGGCUCGGCCAUGUCCGGGUAUCCUGCUACGGACUUACCGACCGGUGUCAGGAUUGCUUCCGAUGGCCGAGCCGGGCACGCCGCGAGGGACUGCACCGAGAGGGCGUAAUGUAUCACGAAAAAGACCGGAAUGCGGACUACCGCAUGGAUAGUCCUGCGCUCGCCUUAAGCAAGGGAGAGCCGGCGACUAAGGCGUGACCGCCAGGCCAUAAGCGGGGGCGUUCCAGGGGGUCGGGAGGGGGCCGUGAGGUGAGCGGGAGGCCGCUUUCCUGGCGCCAAUGAGAAUGGCACCGAAGACGGAGUAUCCGGGAUUACUACCGGGGGAUCCGGCAAAGAAAGCCCCGAUCUAACCAUCUCGAUCGGGGCCCACGCCGGCUGUUCAGCCGAGGGAGGAUCUGGGGCCUGGAUUGAUUACUCAACCCUCCCGGGCCCCCCUCCCACUCGGGCCGUUGAGAGGGAUGCACGGGGGUGCGCCCUUUCCAUAGUAACGGCCCGGGAUGGAGGCGGCGCGGUAUUGAAUCGCACCGCGCCGCUGAUAAGAAAAGCCGAGAGGAGAAAGUCCCCCCUUCCGGCCUAAGAAUGGGUCCUCAGUGGACUGUGCAAGGAGGCGUCCCUGAAGUAAUGCUCACAUGGUUCCAGGGAUGUCUCCACCAAGGACUAAGGACAGACCCGCCAGAGGUUUUUGUGGUUAUGGUCUCCCCAAAUAAUUUGGGGAGGAGUCUCACAUAACCCGUGGUCCUCGCCCAAGGACUGUGGGCAUGCGUAAUGCAUUUCCCCUGGUUUAUUAAAAAAAAAAAGCGGAGGAAAUGCAUUACGCAUACUCGCGAUCCUCUGGAAAGGACCGCGGGUUAUGUGAAACUCCUCUCCGCUCUUGAUAAGAGGAAGCCCUACCCACUAAAACCCCUGCCGGGUGCCUUCCUUGGGGCUUAUUGGGGAGCCAGGGAAUUGCUUCUGGCAUUAUUUCCCCGGCUCCCUGCCUCGGUGGGGAACCAAUUAGUUUCCUCGCUCCUGGCUGGGCUCUCCUUUUGUUUGUGAAUGGCCGACGGCCCAGGUACUAUUAACUCAAGCACCCGGAUUAGACAUUCUUUAUCCCUAUUCAGGGAUAGCAAAGAGUAUCCGCCACGCUCCCCCUAGCCAUUCCCAUAGUCUGGGAGGAGCGGGGAAUAAGUCAGUCCUCAAGAGCGGGUUUUCAUCCUCCCAGUCCACGCUUUACCCCCUGUAAAGGGGGGAGCCGCCAUUUACGGUAGAGGCGUUCAGUAGCUGGAAUCGAUGUCAUUCGACCCCGUCGGCGCCCCUUCCCCGCUUCCUCUCAUUCUUGUACGGGGCGGUCUCACCUGCCCC
Odontomachus brunneus is the source of this 5064-nucleotide messenger RNA. RefSeq lists its product as uncharacterized. The transcript has 4 exons. Lineage: Eukaryota; Metazoa; Arthropoda; Insecta; Hymenoptera; Formicidae. The record is from RefSeq and is a predicted model, not a curated record. The coding region runs from base 173 to 1027 and encodes 284 amino acids.